Messenger RNA from Mercurialis annua (annual mercury), 1230 nucleotides. RefSeq lists its product as uncharacterized. The transcript is spliced from 10 exons. Gene Ontology annotation, molecular function: hydrolase activity; carboxy-lyase activity. Gene Ontology annotation, cellular component: cytoplasm. Lineage: Eukaryota; Viridiplantae; Streptophyta; Magnoliopsida; Malpighiales; Euphorbiaceae. The record is from RefSeq and is a predicted model, not a curated record. Gene Ontology annotation, biological process: secondary metabolic process. The coding region runs from base 16 to 1050 and encodes 344 amino acids.
AUUUAUUACACCCAAAUGUCAACUGCUGGGUUGUUAAAUCCUCUGAUAUCUUCUGUUAUUUCCACUCACUUUUCUCAAACUUCAUUUUUAGCAGCCACUCUGCCAAUUGCUCUCUCAAAGAAACUAACUUUCAAAUACCCAUCAGCAUCAGCCACCACAAUGGCCACUAAUAGUAACCAAAAUUCAGUUAAAGUCAUUGAUUCACAUCUUCAUGUCUGGGCUUCUCCUCAAGAGGCUGCAGAUAAAUUUCCUUACUUUCCUGGCCAAGAACCAACUUUGCCUGGAGAUGUGGAAUUCUUGCUUCAGAACAUGAAAGAAGCAGGUGUAGACGGUGCACUGAUAGUGCAGCCCAUUAAUCACAAGUUUGAUCAUUCGUUAGUGACAAGUGUCUUGAAGAAGUAUCCGACCAAGUUUGUCGGUUGCUGCCUUGCAAAUCCUGCAGAAGACGGAAUCGGAGUUAAGCAGCUUGUAGAGCUUGUCUCGAAGGAUGGUUACAGGGCUGUUCGCUUUAACCCAUAUUUGUGGCCCUCUGGUCAAAAGAUGACAAAUGAUGUUGGGAAGGCAUUGUUCUCUAAAGCAGGAGAACUUGGGGUACCAGUUGGUUUCAUGUGCUUCAAGGGACUCGAUCUCCAUAUUGCAGAAAUUCAGGAAUUAUGCACAGAAUUUCCUUCUACAGUUGUAUUGCUUGAUCAUUUUGGUUUCUGCAAACCACCAAGUAAUGAUGAAGAACGCCGUACCUUCUCGGAGCUUCUAAACUUGUCGCGAUUCCCACAGGUGUAUAUCAAAUUCAGUGCACUGUUCAGAGUGUCAAGAAUGCCUUACCCGUAUCAAGAUUUAUCGCCUCUUCUCUCCCAAGUUGUCUCCAGCUUUGGUGCAAACCGCGUCAUGUGGGGCAGCGAUUUCCCAUUUGUUGUUGCCGAAUGCGGUUACAGUAGAGCAAAAGAAGCAGUUACUUCAGUUGCAAGUAAUGUACCUUUAUCAUCUUCUGAAUUGGAGUGGAUCAUGGGUAAAACUAUCAUGCACCUCUUUAAAGGUCAAUGGCUUCCAUAAGGAGUUUCAUUGAAUGUUCAUCAGGAAAUCCAAAGUAUGAUUUUAGUUGCCGAUUGUAUCAAAUAAAAGUUAUGGAGUAGCGUUUUUAACUCUUUGUAUAUGGUCCUGUUUGAUUCCUGAUCUUCUUUAAUUUAUGAAACUCAUCAAAAGAAAUAAAUACUUGAUAUUAUAUGUCCUUAA